AUGGCGAACAAGGAGAUAAUCAUUAACGGCACUGAGUUGGAUCAAAUGGGGGAGAGCUCCUACGAUCUUGAUCAGCCCAGCGACGGUGGCAAUUAUGACGCUAGGGUUUCAGAGCUGAAUAGGAAGACCGAGUCUUUGGAGCGCGAGAAGCUUCAAAUGGUGAACUUGAAUUCGGAAAGCAAGGAGCGAAUCAAGAAAUUGAGCUUGGAGAUCGGAGAGCUUCAAAACGAUAACGCAUCGAAGAGGAAAAAGCUCAAAGAAAUGGAGAAGGAGAUUGAAUGGUCCGAAGAGGAGCUAAAGACUUUGGAGUCAGUGGCCAAGAGAGCAGUGGAGCUCAAGAUUGAGGUUUCGAGGAUGCAACAUGAUUUCGUCGAUGAGCAAAGGCGACGAGGCAAACAAGGAAGUAAGUGA
This is a messenger RNA of Quercus lobata, 411 nucleotides long. Its product is annotated as peroxisomal and mitochondrial division factor 2-like. Bases 1 to 411 code for a protein of 136 amino acids. Lineage: Eukaryota; Viridiplantae; Streptophyta; Magnoliopsida; Fagales; Fagaceae. The transcript has a single exon. The record is from RefSeq and is a predicted model, not a curated record.